This is a messenger RNA of Periconia digitata, 5332 nucleotides long. NCBI's taxonomy places the organism in Eukaryota, Fungi, Ascomycota, Dothideomycetes, Pleosporales, Periconiaceae. The record is from the annotation of a GenBank genome assembly.
CUUGCACAUAGACAUCGACGAGUGCUUAGCCAUCCGAACCUGCUGGCAGACGGUGGCACCCGUCCAUUGUUUAUGUAGUACUCCUCUUCUUCUGCUCUCCCUGUGCUGGCUGCAUGGAUGCAUGGCUGUGUAGGGGCAAAACAUCCUCCCUCUCCAGCUUGUAGCACCCGUCCAUCAUCAUCAGCACCAUCAGCACCAUCAUCGUCCUCCUCUACAUACUCUUCUCAGCACGGCACAGUUGGAGCAGGAGAGAAUAGGGACGAAGCGAAGCGCCGGUUAAUUAUUGCGCUAUUGAAAACAAAAAAAGCCCCCGACCACACCAUUCUUGUUUAGGGGCCUGUCCUGCCCGCUCCGCUUGGGCCAUCCCUGCCCUGCCCUGCCCUGCCCUGUCAGUUGGCCCGUUUGCUGGGAACGACGCAUACAGCAACCGCUGUGUGGUCGCCGCCGUCGAAGCACACCACCCGCUACCCACCGCGCCCACUACGGCCGCCCCGUUGUUUCCCGCCAGCACCUUCGUCCUUCUGUUCCCACCCGCACCCGCCCAACCACCACGUUCUUUCGCCUCUUGCACGCUCCCUUCGCGCUCCUGACCCGUUACCAUUACCCGCUAAUCUUCGUCGCUCGUCUCUCGUUUGCCUGUAAUCGCCAAUCCUUCCCAUCGACCGGGAACAAAGCCUCCAUUGUGCGAUCCAUCGGCAUUCUCUCCUUUCUUGCGACCAUCUUCCGCCAUCCUUCUCGCCUCUUGUCUUCUUUGACAGGAUCCUCAGCCACCGCCCGACGUCUUUGUCUCGGACCGCCCCUGGAUUCUGCAUCGGCUUGAUUGAUCCAAGCAGACUCUGGUCUUGAGCCUGGCGAUCGUUGUCCUGCAAAUCCAACCAACGCCGCCCAUCAACAUGACCGUGUAGCCGACUCGGAAUCCAAAAUCCACUUGUUUACCAGAAGCGCUGCGUUCGAGUUGCCUGGAGCAUCAAUCUUCACUCAUCCUGACUGAUUGACAGACUCGUCCAUUCUUUACUUUUAUUACCUUGCUACGUCAAGUACACUCGUUUACUACCAACUUCCUGACAAAUCUCGUUUUCGAACUACGCUUUGAUACCCUCGAGAAUCAUUUUAUUUUAUUUAUAGUAGGUCUUAUAAAGAGUCAUCGCAGAUAAUAGUAGUUAUGCCACGAUCCACCACGAUAUGGGCCGUUGCCCUGGCCUUGUCCAGUCUGUCCGGCUCUGGACCUGUUCUUACGACUGCCGAAGCCAUGCCCGCCCCUGUUAGGGGACAGGAGAACGAGAAUCGUCCAAAAUAUUAUUUCCCACGCCAUGUUCGAAGACAGGUCCCCGACCACACCGCCGAUUCGACCCCCAAGGUAGAGACGCGUCAAUCCAUCAACGACUGGCUUUUCGGCGCACGUCCGGAAGACAAGGAAAAAGCGAAGACGAACGACCUCAAGGCCGAUGCUGCCGCGAAUCCUUUGGACCCGUCUUUCCUCGAACCUUUCAAAGUCAACAAAGCUGCGGUCCCAAUCGGCACCGGAAAUCUCGGAAUCUCAUCCACGACUUCAUCGUCAUCAGCUCUACCAAUUACGUCUACAAGCGCGGUAGUAACUACGAGCUCGAGUGCCCUCUCCACUUCGUCUGUGGCUGCCAUUCCCAUCACAAGUUCAGCAACCUCUGUUGUAGUCUCGACUUCUGCCGUCGUACCUAGCUCUUCUGCUGUGGUGUCUUCUGCCGUGGUUCCAAGCAGUAGUGUUGUCAGCUCCGUCCAAUCUUCGUCGUCUAUUGCCAUACAAAGCAGCAGCAUCGUGAGCUCUGUGGCUCCCACUACCGCAGUGAGCUCUACAAGAUCGUCUUCUUCGAUUGCCUCUGUGGCUCCCACCACCAGUGCAGUGAGCUCUUCUGUCGUUGUCCCCGGUGUCAGCAGCUCAAGCGUCGUUUCGUCGUCUUCCGUCGUUAUCCCUGGAGCCAGCAGCUCGAGCACCGUUCAAUCUUCAUCUUCUGUCGUGGUUCCAAGUGUCAGCAGCUCAAGCGUCAUUCCAUCUUCAUCCGUCGUAGCUCCCGGAGCCAGCAGCUCAAGCGUCAUUCAAUCUUCAUCUUCCAUUGUUGUUCCGGGAGUCAGCAGCAGUUCCACAUCUUUGGCUUCUGCUUCGAUCAGAUCGAGUUCCGCCGCUUCUUCUUCCGCUGUUGUCUCUUCCGCAUCGCAGUCCUCUUCUGCAGUGGCACCCACUGGCACUCUACCUUCUUCUGUGCUCCAGCCUACGUCCGCAAACAGUGGCUCCUCCGUAUCCUCUGCGGUUGUUGCUCCAACGGGCACCGCCCCUAGCUCUAUCAUUAGGCCAACUUCGUCUUCGCUCAGCGGCGUCGUGUCUUCCAACACUCUAAGUUCUGUCGGAGCCGCGCCAACCGGAAGUGCCCCCAGCUCUGUUAUCCUGCCUACUUCGAGCAGAUCCAGUGUAGCCUCAAGUUCCGCACUCACAAGUGUGGCACCGACGGGCGCUGCCCCAAGUUCUGUUAUCCAACCGACGACGUCUUCUCUCAGCAGCGUUGCAACUUCCAACACCUUGAACUCCGUCGUUGCGCCAACUGGCACGGCCCCUAGCUCUGUCAUCCUGCCUACUUCGAGUAGAUCCAGCGUAGCGACAAGUUCCGCACUUACGGCUGUUGCGCCGACCGGCACCGCUCCCAGCUCCAUCAUUCAGCCAACCUCUUCGGUACAGAGUGCCGUGUCUACAUCUAGAUCCAGCUCGGUAGCUGUUGCGCCCACGGGAACUGCGCCCAGCUCUGUUAUUCAACCCACUAGCGGAGCAUCUUCUGCGGCUGCAUCAUCGAGGCCUGGAAAUGGAUCCACCGGCAGUGGACUCCCAAGCUCCGUCGUUCAACCCAGCUCUUCGAGAGUGUCCUCAGCGGGAACUGCUCCUGGUGCCUCCCUUCCUCCCACGUCAUCUGCUGCUCAGUCUACACGCUCGUCUGGUUCUACCGGCCAAUCUGCCGUGCCUUCUCAAUCCAGUGCCGUUGGUACAGGUGGAGCAAGCCAGCAAAUCCCCUCGUCGAUUCUUUCGGGGACCGCGCCCUCGAGCAGAGCAGGAGCUUCGUCAACAUCUAGGGGCACGUCUUUCCAAGGUCCAUUCAUCAUUGGUAGUUCGUCAGGUGCCGCUUCGUCUUCUCUGUCUGGCUCCGCCGGGUCAACUGGUGUCCUCCCAUCCGCUACAGUCCAGCCUACAUCGUCUACACAACGAUCUGGUUCGACUAGAUCCACCGGAACGCUUCCUCGUGGAACUGGUGUGUCAUCUUCGGGUACCAGCUCUCGUCCCUCGGACGCACUCAUGAGUAACGUUCUUCUUCCUACCGGCACCGGGUCUUCAAGCAUUGUUUCCAGUGUUGUAUCGUCUGCUGUUCCUACAAGCAGCGGAACUGGAAUCAUCGUUGGUAUUACUACUGCCAUCAUUCCUUCGAGCUCUGCUUCUGCUACGAUCCCCGCCUCGGAGACACGUUCGCAGUCGGGCCUUCUUUCUGGAGUGUCGUCUAUUGCAUCUUCAGUAAUUUCGGGAGCUUCCUCUGUGCUUUCUUCCGUCGUUGUACCAACUUCUUCUGGAGCACCCAUCUCUUCAGUUGUUAGCACUGCCACCAGUGCUGGGGCGAGCAGCAGUGCAACCCGCCCUCUGUCCAACCCCACGGCUCCGUCCUCUGUGGUCUCGAGUGCUCCGACGACGCUUCCUUCGGUCCCCCUCUCCACUAUCUUGCCAACCAGCCAACUAUCCAGUAUCAUCUCUUCUAUCAUCAGCUCUGGUUCCGGCGUCCCUACAAUCAUACCAACUGGACCUACUACUGUUUCGCUUCCUUCUUCGUCGAGCCAACCAACUGGUAUUCCUAGCUCGGAAUCCGUCCCAUCGAGCACCUCGAAGCCGUCGACGUCCGCAUCCUCGUCUGGCACCUCUGGUGUUCUUCCUCCGUCCUCUGCACCAAGUGGAACAGGCAGCUCACAGCUUCCUUCUUCGAGUGGCGCUUCUUCGUCCUCGAGUGCGCCCGCCUCAAGCUCUUCCGGAACUGCACCUUCCCCUACUUCCUCUGGAACUGCGAUACCCUCAGCUAGCAGCUCCUCAACUAGCCGUGGAUCUUCCGGGAUCGUCUCGAGCACUGGUGGUACUGCCCCUGCUUCCAGCUCAACUCAAACGUCGUCCAGUACUGGAAUCCCCGCUUCUGAGGGCCCGUCAUCGUCAACUAGUUCGCGUUCUUCCGCUAGCAGCACGUCCGCCAUCCCGACGAGUGCUCCUCCACCAAGCACAUCGUCCAGCGAACAGCCUACAUCUGCUCCUGCAAGCUCUUCGGAAGAGCCCUCACCUUCGCUGACUUUCACGCCCCCAUUGCCUACCACGACAACUACCAAGCCUCCAGUUCACUCCGUAUCCGCCACGGCUUCCAACACCGAGACCACGUUGAGCAUUCCUACAACCAUUUACCAACAGUCCUCAACGAGUAUGUCGAUCACUCCCUCGGCUUCAGCGAUGCCUUCAGGCUUGCCCAAGUGGAUUGUGCCUUCCAACGGUAUGCCCACGGAAAUCCCGGGAGACAAGAUGUUGGGUCAGAUUGCUUUCACAUACGGCUUGAACUAUGACUUUGUACGAACAAACGACGCCGAGGCUGCGAACCAAAUUUUUGCUUACCUGCCUGUCGCCAUCUCCGACGCUCUCGGCAUCGAAAAAUCUGAAAUCGUCAACUACGGAUUGGCGGCUUCCGACACGACUAGCUCCAAGAAGUGGAUUACCACCUUGGCUGUGUUCAUGAUGCCUAGGACGUUCAACGAUACCCUUGCCACCAACCUUACUCAACCGGCCAGUGUCUUCUAUCAUAACAAGGAUGUCACUGUCAGAGAGCUCACGAACCUGGUUGAUCCAAGCUGGCCCCUUGAGUUCGGCAAGAUACCUGCGACGAACGGUCCCAAUCGCGUCACCUCUCCGGGUUCUUCGCCAUCGGAAGAAGCUGGCUCGCAAGGUGGACCGUUGGGUAGCGGCAUGGCUGGUAGUCACAAAGUCAACCCGACGAGUGCAGGUAUUGCCACUGGUGCAGUUUUGGGUGCAUGUGCGUACGGAGCUGCCAUGUUCUUCGUCGCUCGACGAUACCGCAACAAGAAGAUGUCGCACAAACGUUCUAGCUCUGUCCCAAGCACCAACCGCUACACAGGUAGCUCGCUUGGGGGAGCCUGGAUGUCGGGGGCGCGCAACGGACGCCUCUCGGCUGGAUAUGACAGUCGCGGCAGCCGGGGAAGCAGCACGAGUAACGGGCGCAGCGUGCGCACGCAGCAAAUAUCAGCGCCCAUGAUGGCUGAAAAUUCCCUUGGCUGGAACUGA